AUGGUUAACAAUUUACUUUUAUUAUUAUCACUACUAUUAUUCACUUCAUUUUCAAAUUGCAUCGAAGUUUCCGAAGAACUUAUUCUCAGGGGAGAGCCCCCACAACAAGGAGGUAACUAUUCCAUUUCAGGUACAUUUUCCAUUGUUGAUGCUUAUGUAUCGAAAUUUCAGCUUGGAGAUAUUGAUGUUGCUGAAGAGGGAAAAUUCUUCUUUUCUGCCACAUCUAUGUAUUCUUGCUUCCAUUUUCACAUUUUUGAAGUACGUUUUCAAAGUUUUGAGAACCAUGGAACUACCCGCUUAGAUUUCACUAAUUACGACACCUGGGGAAUUUCUUAUGAAAACGUAAGUAACUUUGGUGAUAUGGCGCUUUCCAAUGCUGUAAAGGCGAAUUGCAAAAUCGAACUGUUGGUGAACGAAGGUCGUCUAUUUCUUAAGAAUGUUGUAAAUGUGAAUGCCGCUUCUUUUGAAAACAAUGGGGAAAUUUGUCUUGGAGCCAGAAGCUGGUUAAAUAUCUAUGACAAACAUCCAAAAAGUGGACCAAACGGAUGCAUUAGUUUGGCCCCGGGAGGCACUGUUGAAAUUAUAGAAGAUUUGCUGUCAAGCUUUUGUUUUCAAGGUGACGGGGCCGAUGCAGUAAUGCGGUUUCAGAUACUCAAAAACAAUCCAGAUUCUAUUAAAGUGGCACAGUUCGGUGGAGAACAUAAUUUCUUAAACUCUCGCAAUUUAAUAGACCCAACACUCACAUACAGAGCACCAUAUUUAUAUGCUAUGGAGGCGUUUAGAAAGUAUACCUUUGACAUUGGAUUCGGAUAUGAUGAGAAAAAAUUUAGGAAAGACAGGGGACUGGGAUCAGUUUCGAUUAGCUACAUGGAUCCUGUUCCAGAUGGGGCUAAUAAAUGUCCCUGCAAAUGCGAGUUCACAAGUUAUACUGUGCCUGGUACCUUACCCACAAUUUCAACUCAGACAUCGUCUGGUCGUACUCGGACACUUACAAUUACUUUUAUUGGCAAUAAUUGGACCACAAUUGUUGAUCCGGAUCCUACUUCAAAAGCAGAGUUAACUACCUCAGAACCUAAGACGACUACGUCAGAAGAAGAAUCCACUAUCGAACCGGAUUCAGCUGCUUCUGAAAUAAAGCCCACUUUGGAACCGAGACAACUCCACAAACAGCCUUCAGAAACCGAAUCCGCUUCUCUAGAACUAGAAUCUAGAGCAUCAAACUAUACUGAACCAUCCUUAACGUCAGAAACCGAAGAGACUUCAGGUGCAACAUCCGAAGCUGUAACAACUAUUUCAUCUGUUAUAACUGCACCCACAGGAACUGGACGUUGCAUUACUGGAACGGUUACAGUCAGUCCAAUCAUCAUUACUGAAACUAUUCUCGUCUCUACAGAUGUUCCAAUCGACACAACAGUUGCAAUUAUAACAAGAACAGUGAUCGCUACAUAUCCUGAACCUGUCAUAUCGACUAUGAUAACUAGGAAAGUUGCUCCAACCUCCACUCGUGAAACUCGCGGUAUAUCAUCUGACGUUUCAGACAGCGUGUCGGGAUCAGGUACUCAAAGUUCACUUUCAACACUUGAUGCGAUCGUUCUAACUGCUGAAGGCUCAGGUUCGCGAGUUCUUAGUCAGAGGUUAUUGCUGUCUGGCGUGGCGGUUCUUUUGUUUGGUAUUUUAAUAUAA
Molecule: messenger RNA, 1683 nt
Organism: Hemisphaericaspora subhashii
Lineage: Eukaryota; Fungi; Ascomycota; Pichiomycetes; Serinales; Debaryomycetaceae
Exons: 1
Coding region: 1-1683 (560 amino acids)
Source: RefSeq, a predicted model, not a curated record